This is a messenger RNA of Penicillium longicatenatum, 1905 nucleotides long. RefSeq lists its product as uncharacterized. Lineage: Eukaryota; Fungi; Ascomycota; Eurotiomycetes; Eurotiales; Aspergillaceae. The coding region runs from base 1 to 1905 and encodes 634 amino acids. The record is from RefSeq and is a predicted model, not a curated record. The transcript has 2 exons.
AUGAAUUCGCCACCAAAACGCAGAAAAAGCAGUAAUGCUUUGGGUGUUAACGCAGGCGCGUCACAAUCUAAUGCAUCACUUGCGACAAAACCUUCGCGCCGGCCAUCUUUCCAGUCACCAACGAGGUCCAGUCUCGCCAAAUCACACCCCGACGUUUUCGAGCGCGCACUCAGCAGGUCUCCAAGUCGGCGACCGGAAAGUGGAGGAAGCCAAAUAGAAAAUCCAGAGUCAAAUGCGGUCGGGCUUCGGGGCCGCAAGGCCCUUCGACCCUCAUUAAGCGCGACCUCUAGUCCUCUGAAAGCGCCGCAAAUGUCUGGCAAUGCGCCUCUUCUGUCGCCUAGCAGACGUCCUAGCGGUGUUCAAUCAUUCACAAAACCACCUCGAAGAUUAUCGAGAAAGAUUGUGCCCAGCGACUUUUUCUUUGGGUCACCUACCAGGAAGCAAACCCAGCCAACGGAGCAGGAACUUUCCAACACCCCAGAAGGCCAAUUAGCCCAGGAGCUAGGAAGCGCAACACGUGAAACGGCUACGGAGGAUCUUGUCGAUGCCGACCUGGAUGCUGGAUUCAUGGAUGACAAUUCUUUAGAACCAGAACUUCCCCCAACCCCCACACAACUGGGUUUAGAAAGAGCACCAGACCGUCCAAGAGCGCUAUUAAGCAGUAGCCCCAGUUCGAGACAUGAAAAAAGAAUGAAACGAAAAGCAACCGAUAUACUUCAAGGAAGUCCCUUGAAAGGAUUGAGGUUCCAACCUCGUGAUCCUGAAGAAGCAUCAGGUUCGGAUACCAGCUCAUUCGAUGGUAAAUUAUCUGCAGCUGCUCUAGAGAAGCGCCAACUACGCAAGAGCCUCACAGCAGAGUUGCAACGCUUGAAAGGUGAUAUUGCAGAAUUGACGGAAUGGACCGAGAAAAUGGAGUCCGGUUCGAAUCUCGAAGACUCGAGGGGACUCGACCAUUUCCUAAGCCUGCUCUCUGAGGAAUCAUCAUAUAUCAACCGCCCUGUUCCACGACGAGACCCGGUGCCGCUAUCAUCACUUCUUUCAACUCUGCUCCCAUUUUCUAAUAACAUGUCCCGUUCCGCCCCUCCAUCAUUACCUUUACCUACGAACCCAUUCGCCUUAAAAGAGUCAUCGCAGUCACCAUCAUAUCUCACGGUGUUUGCUCCAUUGGCUCUUCGCACAACUACCAGCCGUACCACUGUCUCAAAGACGAGUACCGUUCUUGAGACACAUACAUUGACAUUCACACCUCCGCCUCCCUUUCCAUCUUCGUUAUACAAUGUUUCCGUUGUCUAUGAGACAGAUCCAGAGACACAAUCUAUCAAGGCCGUGUCCGUGCCCACGGGUAGUGACAGCAAAAAACGAAGAGUGCCCUCAGUCCUCCGUCGAUGGAUUGAUGCCCGCCUCGCUAAUCCCCUCUUAAAGCUCGACGUGGCAACAUUAUGUUGGGGAAUCAACCGGUACUGGGAAGCCUCAGUGACUCGCGCUCGUCUAUGGACACGCAUCGAUCAGAAGCACGGCAGCGAUGGCAGGAAAAGCAAACUCCCCGAGUCUCAGACUGGAGUAAUUACGCUUUCAGAGCUUCGGCGCUUGGUCCCACACCUGGAGCGCAGCUCGAUGGUUAUCAGAUCUAAGUCUCCGGGAGGCGAUCCUCGAGUCCUCCUCUCCAAUACCCUGACUAUCGAUGACUGGACUGGAGAGCCACAGCUUCGGCCGGAGCUUAGUGUCUCCGCGUAUGGCUCUAGUGAUGGACCAGGAAAGAAGAUCGAUCAAGAAGCAAAGAAGCUUUUUCACGCUCUCUUGAAAGAUGAUAUUCUUGCUUCUAGGCAGAGCGUGGAGGGCGUUCACUUCGAUGCGGUCAUCCGAGCCACAGAAGGCGUUCUAAGUGCUUUGUUCGAUCGUGUUUGA